UUUGAUGAGGAGAUCCCGAUCUCAACUUCAUCUACCCGCGUACUCCGCCUCUCCUCCUCCGGAUGCGUUUUUCCUUCUUCACCUCAUCUCGAUUUCUCGCCAUUACGCUCUGGAAUUCUUCGCUGUCGCCAAGCCCUAGAUUUCUCUCAUCUCUGAUCUCUGUUGCUGCGCAGAUUGCUCGAAAUGCAGUGGUACAUGGUCGCUUUGCUUCUUACCGUACUUACCAGUUCUCAGGGAAUUUUAACUACGUUAUCACAAAGUAAUGGUAGAUAUGAAUAUGACUAUGCGACCGUCCCCUUUCUUGCAGAAGUUUUUAAGCUUUUAGUGUCAAGUAUGUUUCUGUGGAAGGAGAGCCAGAAAUCUCCUCCUCCGAAAAUGACGACUGAUUGGAGGACUGUUCGUUUAUAUCCGAUACCUUCAAUUAUAUAUCUCAUCCACAACAAUGUUCAAUUUGCUACCCUGACGUAUGUAGAUACAUCCACAUACCAGAUAAUGGGGAAUUUGAAGAUUGUCACGACUGGAAUUUUGUUCAGGCUAGUCCUAAAGAGGAAGCUAUCCAACUUGCAGUGGAUGGCUAUUAUUCUGUUGGCAGUUGGGACGACCACAAGCCAGGUAAAAGGAUGUGGAGAGUCUUCAUGUGAAUCUCUUCUCUCAUCACCAAUUGAAGGAUACAUGUUAGGGAUUCUUUCUGCUUGUCUUUCAGCAUUAGCAGGCAUUUAUACAGAAUUCUUGAUGAAGAAAAAUAAUGAUUCUUUAUACUGGCAGAAUGUUCAGUUAUACACGUUUGGGUCUAUUUUUAAUAUGGCACGACUUGUCGUGGAUGAUUUUAGAGGUGGAUUUGAGAAUGGUCCAUGGUGGCAACGUCUAUUCAACGGAUACAGUAUUACUACCUGGAUGGUGGUUAUUAAUCUUGGGUCUACUGGGCUUUUGGUUUCAUGGCUGAUGAAAUAUGCCGAUAAUAUUGUUAAGGUGUAUUCUACUUCAAUGGCAAUGCUUCUGACGACUGUCUUAUCUGUACAUCUGUUUAACUUCAGACCGACACUGCAGCUUUUCCUGGGGAUUAUAGUGUGCAUGAUGUCUCUGCACAUGUAUUUUGCUCCUCCUCAGAUGCUUGUGGAUUUGCCUUCUCCAACGUUAAAAUCAGACCCAGAGAGUCUGGCAGAGGCUUCCAGUGAUCGUAGAUCAGAUUCUUGAUUCGUUCUAAUCUCGAAGCAGUUAUUAUUUGGUGAGUCUGUAUUGAUUUACAAAGACCACCAUGAAAGUUGUGAACAACUGAGCUUGCCAUAUUAUAGCGCAAGUAAUAUAAAAUGAUGUGUAGAGCCCUAGAAUUUAGGAACUUAUUACUACUUUUUUGCUCAAACUUUCACACCAUGGAUUGGAUGGAUCUGUGUUUGUAUUUUAUCACCAACAUUGUUGAAGGAUGAUGCAAACAUUCAUUUUAGAAAUUCAAGGGAGAUUUGAUUGAAGGUAAA
Cucurbita maxima (winter squash) is the source of this 1472-nucleotide messenger RNA. Its product is annotated as CMP-sialic acid transporter 1. Gene Ontology annotation, cellular component: Golgi membrane. Gene Ontology annotation, biological process: pyrimidine nucleotide-sugar transmembrane transport. NCBI's taxonomy places the organism in Eukaryota, Viridiplantae, Streptophyta, Magnoliopsida, Cucurbitales, Cucurbitaceae. The record is from RefSeq and is a predicted model, not a curated record. Bases 184 to 1194 code for a protein of 336 amino acids. Gene Ontology annotation, molecular function: pyrimidine nucleotide-sugar transmembrane transporter activity. The transcript is spliced from 8 exons.